This is a messenger RNA of Eubalaena glacialis (North Atlantic right whale), 846 nucleotides long. RefSeq names its product CD8 subunit alpha (gene CD8A). The transcript has 6 exons. The record is from RefSeq and is a predicted model, not a curated record. Lineage: Eukaryota; Metazoa; Chordata; Mammalia; Artiodactyla; Balaenidae. The coding region runs from base 25 to 744 and encodes 239 amino acids.
GAGCGGCGCCGCGGGGAGCGCGCCAUGGCCUUGCCGGUGACCGCCCUGCUCCUGCCGCUGGCCCUGGUGCUCCAUGCCGCCGCGGUCCUCGAGUCAUUCUCGUUCCGGAUGUCGCCGGUGCAGGUGCAGGCUCGCCUGGGCGAGAAGGUGAAGCUGCACUGCGAGGUGCUGCAGUCCAGCAUGACGUCGGGCUGCUCCUGGCUCUACCAGAAGCCCGGGGCCGCCUCCAGACCCAUCUUCCUUGUGUACCUCUCCAGCACGCGGUCCAAGCCGGCCGAGGGGCUGGACACCAAUUACAUCUCCGGCACCAAGGCCGAGGGCGCCAACUUCCACCUCACUCUGCACCGCUUCCGCGAGGAGGACCAAGGCUACUAUUUUUGCUCGUUCAUGAGCAACUCGGUUAUGUACUUCAGCAAUUUCGUGCCUGUCUUCUUGCCAGCGAAGCCCACCACGACGCCGGCGACGCCACCAUCCACGCGGGCGCCCACCAAAGCGUUGCAGACUGUGUCUCCGUGCCCAGAGGUGUGCCGGCCCUCGGCGGGCAGCGCAGUAGACAGAAGGGGGCUGGAUUUCUCCUGCGAUAUCUACAUCUGGGCGCCCCUGGCCGGGACCUGCGCCAUCCUUCUCCUGUUACUGGUCAUCACGGUCAUCUGCCACCGUCGUAACCGAAGACGCGUCUGCAAAUGUCCCAGGCCUGUGGUCAGACAGGGAGGCAAGCCCAGCCCUUCAGAGAGAUGCCCCUAACAUGGCGAUGGGCCCUGCGUGACAGCCACUACAAGACUUCAAACUGAGAACUCUCCUGACAGGGAGAGCAAGAGUCCUUCCCUUUCGGUUUCUCCAGCCUUC